Molecule: messenger RNA, 1778 nt
Organism: Chiloscyllium plagiosum (whitespotted bambooshark)
Lineage: Eukaryota; Metazoa; Chordata; Chondrichthyes; Orectolobiformes; Hemiscylliidae
Source: RefSeq, a predicted model, not a curated record
AGAAACUUCUGUUUUCUCCUGUAGAUAAAAAAGUGAAAGUACACAAACGUGAAGAAAAGGUGAAGCUCAAAGCAUUGAAAAAAAUGACAUUGGAAAAAAAGGUGGAGAAAGUAAAGAAAGUGGAAAAAAAACCGAGCAAAGAGGAAAAAAUAAAGCCUAAGCUCCAAGUGAAGGAGAAGGCAACAAAACGUGAGAAACCUAAAGAUGAAACAGAUAAAAGAGGUAAAAAGAGAGACAUGAAGGAGCCUGUGGAAUUGAAGAGUGAGAAAAUAGACAAAAAAAAGGAAAAAGUGAAAGAAACUAAAGAAAGCAAGCCAAAACCAAAGGAUAAAGAUCAGUAUCAGUUCUGUCGCUAUGUGAUUGACAUGUACACUCAUGGGGAUUUUUAUCCAGGACUUUCAGCGGCUCCUGCAGUCACUCCAGCUCCGGAACUAGUAAAAUCUCCAGAAAAGAAACCACCACUAAAGAAACCUGCAGGAUCAGUUGUUCACGAAAAGAAGGAUGCUGUCACUGAUGCCAAACCUAAAGCAAUUAAAAAACCAGAUGUAACACCAAAGAAAAAAGAUGCUGCUCCAGUAAAACUAGAGAAAGAGAAAUCUCAAGCAGCAAAACCAGUAGCAAAACCUACCAAAGAGAAGACAGCUCCUACAUCACCAAAAAAAGCAGAAAAGAAAUCGCCUCCUCCAGCUAUCAAAGCAACAAAAGUUGAAAAGGAACAUGUUGACCAGAUGACAAAAAAACCAGCGGCGGCUGCAACUACAAAACAAAAAACAGCCAAAGAUGCAUCAGUCAAACCUGCAGCAGCAGUGAAAUCAGAGAAAGGUAUUAAAGAGAAAGAGAAGAAAAAGAAACCUGGUGUUGCUGAAAAAGAGAAAGAAAAGCUGGCUGCAGCUGGAAAAGAAAAAGCAAAGGACAAGAAACCUACUCUUGCUGAAAAAGCUAAACCUGCAAAAGAGAAAACACCAGACAAACAGGGAAAACCUGAAAAAGCAGUGUCAAAGAAAGAAAAGCCAAAGCCUACUAAAGUGAAAGUUGGGCCAUCUGAAGGCAAAGCAAAAAAGCCUGAAAAGGGAAAGCAGAGACAGACUCCAAUCAAGUCAAAACCGAAAGAGCCGAAAGUUGUCAAAGAGAAAAAAACACAUCUUUCAUCAGCAGAGUCAGAAAAGCUGAAGAAAGCAAAAUCAAGUCUGGCAGACACAAAAAAAGAGAAAACAUCCAUGAAGCAGCCAACGCCAAAAACUACAAAAGAAGAUGCCAAAGCUGUGAAGAAAACGAAACAAAAACCUACGAAGGAAGAGGCCAAAGCUGUGAAGAAAACGAAACAAAAACCUACGAAGGAAGCAGUUCAGCCAAAAGCAACGGAGGCCAAAGCUGUGAAGAAAACGAAACAAAAACCUACGAAGGAAGAGGCCAAAGCUGUGAAGAAAACGAAACAAAAACCUACGAAGAAAGAGGCCAAUACUGCGAAGCAAGUGAAAUGGAAACCUACAAAAGAAGAGGCCAAAACUGUGAAGCAAGUGAAAGAAAAACCUACAAAGGAAGCAGUACAGCCAAAAGCAACAGAUGCCAAAGCUGUGAAGAAAACGAAACAAAAACCUACGAAGGAAGGUAACACAAAAAAGGCCGAAACUGUGCAGAAAGUGAAACAAAAGCCUCCAAAGGAAGAAGCCAAAACUGUGAAGCAAGUGAAAGAAAAACCUACAAAGGAAGGUAACACAAACAUUCAAGCUGUGAGAGCUUUAUGUCUGUUUCUAACCUCUUAAGUUCUCUUUUCUUCC